Trichomonas vaginalis G3 is the source of this 2181-nucleotide messenger RNA. RefSeq lists its product as uncharacterized. Bases 1 to 2181 code for a protein of 726 amino acids. NCBI's taxonomy places the organism in Eukaryota, Parabasalia, Trichomonadida, Trichomonadidae. The record is from RefSeq and is a predicted model, not a curated record. The transcript has a single exon.
AUGAAAAAGAAUCCUAAAAAGCCCUUGAAACAGAAAUCAUUUAGCUUAUUAACAAGCCAGCUUACAAAAGUGGGCUACAAUGUCUUUGACAUUACAGAUUUCAAAAAUGCAUUAAAUCAAAAAGGAGAUAUUAUUUUAUUAAGGGCAAUUUGGAUUCAGUUUACUAAAAAUAUAGUCCGAAAGACAAAUGUGAGCAUAGCAAAAGGCAUACAUCAACUUAACAACAACGUUUUGGCACUUACAAAAGAAAACAAAAGACGUUAUUUUGAUAAAUGGAAAAGUAAAACAAGUAUUUUUGCCGAAGAUGAAAAUUCAGAGAAUCUAUUUAUAUUUGAUGAUACAGAAAGCUCGAGUUCAGAUAAUUUACCAGAUUUACCAAAAUUAAAUCAAGAAAAACUUAAUGAAGCAGCCAACAAACUACAAAACAGCGCAAAGCGCAAGUCUCCAGUUAAAACAAGAUCAUUAAAACAUGAUUCUUCUCCUAAAGCAGAAAAAAUUCAACAAAAUUUGCCUGUUGAACAAAAGAAACCUACAAAGAAACUCAAGAGAAUUAAAAGAAAACCUGUUAGUCCACAAAUUACCCUUCCAACAUCAACAGAAAUUUGGCAACAAUAUUGUAAACGGGUUUUACUCAACAAUACAAUUAACUUGUGCAAGAAAUACCAAAGAAAUCUUAUAGCCUACGAUGAUUGGCUCUUUAUGUGCCGAUCCAUGAAGAAUCUACGCUAUAUUCAAGUUCAAAAACUUUUUGAAGCCAGAAGAAAAUGGAAUGCGCUUGUUAAAUCUGCUCAACGCCACAAUUUACGUAAAGUUUAUUCUGAAGAAUUAAAGAUUAACAAAGUAACGGAUAUUUCAGAUCAUAUCAGGCUUGAUAAGUAUUUCAAUAAGUGGAAAUCUCAAAUACCUGAAGAGUAUGAAUAUGAAAGCUCUGAAACACCAAUUGCUGUUAUUCCUCAAAAAGAAAAUAAAUCAUCUCAAAAUUCUCCAAGACCAAUUGAUCAGAAGAGGAUAGGAAACACUCCAUUGAGUGAAGUUGAGGAUAUUCACACUUCUUCCUUGGAAAUCAUUCAAAAUGCAAAAAUUGUUGAAGAAGAGGAAGACAAAGAGUAUUAUGAAGAAGAGGAUGAAAUAUUUGUGGCCAAAAGAGAUGUUGAUUUAGAUAUGACAGAAGAUCAACAAAACUUUAAUUUUGAUUUUACAAAUUAUGAGACAGAACUAUCUAUUAUUUUAUGGAAUAUUUCAUCAGAAAUGUAUCCAUCUCAUUUUCCAGAAGUUGGAGAAUAUUUCUCUUUGAAACCAGAAUUAAGAAGCGAUUACGUCAAACCUGAAAAGGAACAACCGCAAAUAAUCGAAAAAUCUCCAGAAAAAGAGUAUAGUUAUUCGAGUGAUGACGAAAACGAAAAAUUAGAUUUCGAAAUUCCGGAAUCACCGAAGGAAGGUAAGCAUUCUGACUCCGAUUCUAUUCAUCUUGAAUCAUUAAGUGAUCCAUUCCCAGCAGAGCAACCAGAAAAUAUUGAAAAGAAAGAAAAAGUUUCGGAAUCAUCAGAAAAGCCACAAAAAAUGAUUCCUAUUGACGUUAAACCAGAAGAUACUUCUGAUUCUAGCUCAUAUUCAUCUUCUGGAGUGAUUGAAACUUCAGAUAAUAUUCCAAUUCCGAUUUCUGUUCAAGAAAAUGAAAAAGAACAACAAAAUGAAGAAGAAUAUUCAAAAGAAGAAGACUCUCCAGUCCCUGCUCAAACAGAAAACUUUAAUGAAUUGAUCAAAGAAAUUGAUUCUCAAAUCAAUGAAAAUAUUAAAGAUAUCUGUAAUAACUCGGUUAAAAUUGAUGUUGAAGGCGUUUUAUCAUUCCUUGAUGAUAAAUUAAAUCAAAUUGCAAUUACUCAGAGCGAAAAAGCAGAACAAGAAGCACAACAGAUUAAGCCUCAAAGUGGUGCUUCCCCUGCCAGUGAUAUCGAAUCUUUCUUCAACAUUUCUUUCAGUGGUUUAAUUUCUAGCGUAAUAGCAGCAUCAACUACAUUAGCUUUCAAUGUAAUUGAUACUACACGCGUAAGGAAGACAAAAAUCCACAAAAAGAAUAAGAAAGAAGACAUUACAUUCGAUGAAGAAGCUUCAAACCUAGUAGACGAUGCAUUUCAGUUUGCAGUUCAUAAUGCUUUCACACUAUCUAUGCCUGACUUGUAA